AAGCCAGAUUCUAUAAAGUUGAGCGAUUUCGAAGCGAGAAACGAAAUUCCGUGGUUGAACUUUGGCAUUUCAGCUAGCAACAAGAGGCUAUUUCUGUCGUUGAGGGAAUAUUUUGUUGCCAUAGCCAACACUAAACAGGUCGGAUGGAGGAGGACGACGAAUUUGAUGCCAUCUUCCAAGACGGAGAUGUGGAAGCAAGCGAUGGAAACGUCAAGGCUGAAGCAGUCAAUUACAAAGUGUCUAUGGAAAAAUACCAAAAGGUGGACAUUUUCCAAACUUCAAAGGACUCGGUAACGCCCUCAGACAACCUAGAAACCCAGAGCAGAGCAAGCAAGUAUCGAGUCAUUUCAUCAGAAACGAACAGUCAACAGCAGGUUCACCAUGGAAGUUCAGAGGGUUUUAAUAGUGACAACCAUGACGCUGCAUGUACGCAUCAGGACGACACAAACGAGAGAAUUAACGGUCCGUCGGUCGAGAAGGACCCAAACGCGUCAUCCCGGACUACAGAGAACGGUACAGUGGGAGACCAGCGGCAGGCAAGGUACCAGUUACAUUCCACCCCACCGAAGGGCGGAGAAGAGAAAAGGGAGGGUGGCGAAGAGGAGGAGGACCCAAGCGGUGUGUUGAGGACGGAGUUGCCCAGGGACAGGGCUGGGACGGGCGGGGACCCAACAGAGCAGCUGGUCCGGGCCAAGGCGGAGUGGGAGGCCGUGGGGACCAUCCACCCAGGAGACGAGUCCAGUGACGAAGGAAACGAAAGCACUAUCAAUGUGACUCCACUGAUCUCCUUCAAUGAGACGCUCGCGUUCUUUCAGAGAAUCAACAUGCAGCCCUAUCUGGGUAAGAUCAAACCCACCGUUCACAGAACAGGCCUUGCUGCAGUUCGUCACUUCAUCCUGGGGCCUCCGAAUGUCAAAGCCUCCCUUCAUGAUGAGAGAAACCUGGUCUUUGCCAUUGCACAGUGUCCGUUUGAGGAUAAAGAAGAAGUCCACAAGCGCGUCUUGCAGACAAUCUACAAGCAGCUGACAGGCAGUACGCUGGACUGCCCCCGGUAUGGCGGGCACUGGGAGCAGAUCGGUUUCCAAGGAGCCGAUCCAGCCACCGAUCUCAGGGCUUGCGGAUUCCUCGGCCUGAUGACACUCCUGCAUUUUGUCAUGGAUCCCGUCAGGCAGCAGCUUGCCAAAGACAUCUACAGACUGUCUCUGCAUGAAACACAGAAUUUCCCAUUCUCAGUGAUGUCCAUCAACAUGACCAGAAUAGCCUUACAAUCUCUCAGGGAGGGUACAUUAUCAAGGGAGUGUAAUCGACGCAAGCAAGUCUUUGGCGUUUUCAAUGAUUUCUACGCCGGUAUCUUUCUGCAGCUGUACCAGAUAUGGAAACACCAACAGAAGACUAUCAAAGACUCUGGAUUUGUUAUCAAAGAUGUAGAACAGGAAGCCAGAAAGAACCCCAGGGGUGUCAUCAAAACCCUGGAGACCUACCUUCACGAAAGGGGUGGCAAACAGGGUGGGAAUGCCAAGUCGGGGGCAGCCGGCGACGGUCCCUUAGAGUUUGCCGGCGUGCAUGAACUUAAUAUAGAAGAUGACUGAUGAAGAUGGGGUACUAGAUUUCACAAAGCCUUAAACCUAAUGGAUCAUUCCCAGACUAGACCUUGGAGUGUAGAAAAACACGCACAACAAAUUCAGGUCAACUUUACUCACUCUUUAGCUGACGAAAUUCUCCAAAAUUUUCAAGAGGCAAAGACAAGGUGCUUAGUACUUCACCAGCCAAGUUUGAGGUGUCAAAUAAAUUGUAAAGGACAUUUUUUUUCUCAAUAUUUUGCGCCCGAGAGUGGAGCCAGGUGAUUUUAAUUUGAGGCGUUAAAAGACAUGUCCAACCACAGUCCAACUGUUUGAAUAGACAGACCUCUUCAUUAGUCUGGUGGCUGACUAUGGAGUAAUGCGUAGUUAAUAGAGACUAGUUCCCGGUUCAUGCCUGAUGUUUCUUUUGGCACAGUUGAUUGAUGCAGUACUGAAGGGUUGUUGGACUGGUUGUUUCAGGUGCCAGUCUAUUUCCUUGUGUUGCGUGUUUUCACUUCUGUAAGUUUUGGGACUCUCAUACACAGUAUUGAGAGUCCCAAAUUUUCAGACUGGAUCAUUCCAUAUUUUGCCAUAAGACCAGCACCCGAUUUCACGAAGCGCUGCGACGCGUCGCA
Patiria miniata (bat star) is the source of this 2194-nucleotide messenger RNA. RefSeq names its product ELMO domain-containing protein 3-like. The record is from RefSeq and is a predicted model, not a curated record. The transcript is spliced from 12 exons. NCBI's taxonomy places the organism in Eukaryota, Metazoa, Echinodermata, Asteroidea, Valvatida, Asterinidae. Bases 144 to 1589 code for a protein of 481 amino acids.